This is a messenger RNA of Bradysia coprophila, 1322 nucleotides long. Its product is annotated as protein seele-like. Lineage: Eukaryota; Metazoa; Arthropoda; Insecta; Diptera; Sciaridae. The record is from RefSeq and is a predicted model, not a curated record. Gene Ontology annotation, cellular component: endoplasmic reticulum.
CCUUCAAACAGGGUUUCUUUAAAAAUGGCGCGAGAGACACAGUGACAACGUUGAUUGUAUGCGCAGAGCCACCAUAUUAAAUUACUUCUUUGCAUUUUUGAUAGGAUGAGUACUGUCGAUUAACAAAAAUGUUGUAAGAAUAAUCGCUCGACCAGAACGUGUUAAAACUACAGAAUGAUUCACGAGAUGAGAUUUUAGUCGAAUUUACGCUAAAUUAUGUAUACACAUCGCCACUCCACUCAAUGUCAUACAAUUUCGAUCCAAUAGCACUGCUGGUAUACAUUAUAUAGAAUUAUCGGCGAUAACACACUGAAACAUAUGAGUUGGCAUACUUACAUGGCUUAAAAAACACAACCAAAACCAGCCAAUCAUAGUCGACCGUGUUUUUAGGUUGUCCAUUAAAUUUCACAUUCUGAUUUUCGCGGGAUUCACCAGGAACAAUCACAAAAUGAAUUGGUCUGCGAUCUGUCAUUUGUGUAUUUUGAUGAGUUUGUUGUUGGUGGUGCGGUGUAAUGAUGAUGAUGAUGAUUAUGGGGCUGAAGACGGUGAUGCCGAUGAUGGUUACGUAGACCAUGGCGACUUCGAUUCACCGACAAAGGAAUAUGCCACCGAUCCGAAAAUUUUGUCACGGAAUGUAAAGUGUUUGGUGUGCGAGGCCACAAUAUUGGAAAUGAAAAAUGCCAUCAAAAAAGUCGAUCCCAGGAAGAAGGUCGAAGUGAGCGGCUUUCGCAUGGAUUCGGACGGGUUCUCUGAAGUCAAAUCGGUUCAAUAUUCCAGAUCCGAAACGUAUUUGACGGAACUCAUGGACACGAUAUGUAAAAAAAUGGAUGAUUAUGCUAAGGCUCGUGACAAGGUAACCAGGAAACUAUUGGUAUUAAAGAUGGUAACGGACGAUGGAAAAAUGAAUCCGUUGAUGGGCUCUGUGGACUUUGUACAAGACGGUGACUUGAACAAAAGUUUGGAACAUUUUUGUCUGGAAAUCCUGGAGGAUCACGAAGAGGCAAUCCUGAAGGAAUUCAUGAAAGAAGUUCAAGCCGACAACAUUGAUCACAUUGUCUGCACGAAGACGGCCAAAUACUGUGAUGAAGAUGAUGCCGACGAAGACGAUUACAACCGAGACGAACUAUAACAGCGGUGGACUUAGUCGAAUUGCAAUUUAGUUGAUAAAACAAGGAAUUUAAUUCGUUUGGUUGUGCAAAUUGUUAAAAUGAAAUUGUUGCGAGUAUACGUUGUGACCGCAGCGCGUUUCAAUUUAAAAAAAAAGUGUUCAGAGUCUAGACUGUUUAAUUUUGUACCGAACAAAUAAACGGCAAAUAAAACCC